AACAUCCGUUGUAUGUAGAGCAUCUCAGUGCGAUUGUUAUUUCUAUGUCAAGCUGCAGUGACGGGAAUAUUUCAUACUGCUCUCGUUACUAACUGAAUGUUGCUGCCGGAUUAUAAAUAGUGAUCAUAACGGUCUGGGUUAGACCUCAACAGCAGUUUACGGAGUUACAGGAACAGCAACAUACAGAUCAAUCUACCCGAGGUUGAAGAAAACGUUUCACAACGUACAUCAGUUACCAUGAUCCUACUUGGAAAAUCAGGUCACGGAAAGAGUGCUUCCGGUAACAGUAUUCUGGGUAAUAACCUUUUCGAAUGCGGUUCCUCGGAGAACCCUACGACCAUGACCGUUCAACAGGAAGUGGUCGAACUAAACCACAGACGGGUCACGGUUAUAGACACACCCGACCCCAGUCGACUUUCCAGCAAGGACGUCCACGAGUUGAUCAAACUAAACAGUGUGAUGAUGCUGGUUAUAAGAUGCGGUACAAGAAUGACCAAAGACGAAUGGGCAGCCGUCAGAAGACUGAGGACAAUUUUCGGACACGAUGCCUUCAGGGAGCGUGGGAUAAUUCUGCUGACCCAUUGUGACCUGUUUCCGUUAGCUAGAAUCCAAAAAGACACGACUUUUCUGGAUCCCAAACUAUUGGAGGAAUUCGAUAACAGGGUUGUGUUCUUGACUAACAAAGAGGAAAACCACUUGGUUCAGGUCACGCAGAUUGAUGACGUCAUGAUUCUUGUCGAUGACGUAUUAGCGAAAGAAUCUCACUUACAUAACAAGAAGCAGAAAACGUUUCUUUGCUGCUGGAGUAGGAAUCGAUCUUAUGCCCUGUCUAGCUAGGCUUGCCAGUGAACGAUAUAGGCAUAUUGGCAGAUGGGAGUCUCAAUCUGCAAAUGUGGCCUUGAGUUGAGACAGCCCCUUCCCCCUGGAUCCGCGGCUGAUCGUCGACAGAAGUGACCCAGUUGUUCAUAUUGAUCUCCACCUCUAAUGAAGAUGGCGGCUUUGCCCCUCCCGGCAUGAAGCGGUCGGCCAAUUUUCGUGAUGCUUCGAUCGCCUGAUAGCAAUCACGGCUAGCGCCGGCAUAGGCAUAAAGCAAGCAUUAAAGACGAAUUACACACAAAUAUAACCCUGUGUUAAAUAGACACGUAAGCGUGAUGGCGAAACCUUGUCUUUAAGAUAACCGACUGCCUUAGCAAAAUUCAGUUUAUAUGAUGAUUGGGGAAGGGUGAUGGCCAAAUGGGCUUUAAGACGAAUGGUUACUAUUUAAUGGAUGUGGUCGCGUGUGCAGGUUUGUCAAAAGACAGACCGUGACUACUUAACGGAGGUGGUCGCUGUAACAGGCUUGGCUUAUUGCCUACCAGAUUCUCAAUAUGGAUACGAAAGUGUCCUUAUUCUUGACAUUAUUUAACAAAUACUAGUAAAUGUAGGUUUUAAAACUACAGUCGAACCUAAUUGCAGGAACCUGCCCAUAAAGAGCAUUGGUGACUACAGUUCACCUCCACAGUGAAACCACCUCCUUAGAAGUAACACUGACAAUAAACAUCGAAAUGCAACCUCAUUGCAAAUAAUGACAUACUUUGAACUUUAUGUUUGCACUGAAAAUAAAGAGGACCAUUUUAAAUCAUUUCCCAAUUUCAUUUUUAUGUUUAUAUCCAGUUAGUCCUAAAAGUAAAAAGUAAAGUUUGUUUUAUUUAACGACGCCACUAGAGCACAUUAAUUUUUUUUAUCUUAUCAUCGGCU
This is a messenger RNA of Gigantopelta aegis, 1737 nucleotides long. Its product is annotated as GTPase IMAP family member 8-like. Gene Ontology annotation, molecular function: GTP binding. The record is from RefSeq and is a predicted model, not a curated record. NCBI's taxonomy places the organism in Eukaryota, Metazoa, Mollusca, Gastropoda, Neomphalida, Peltospiridae. The transcript has 3 exons. Bases 238 to 837 code for a protein of 199 amino acids.